UCAAUUAUAACCUUUGAGCCACUGAGCCAACCACACGAGAAUCUUUCCUACCAAACUAACGCAGAGGCCAGAGAGAGCCGGAGACGGAGAGAGGAAUUCAUGGCUGCUUCCAAAUUACAAGCUCUGUGGAAUCACCCAGCCGGACCCAAAACCAUUCACUUUUGGGCACCGACUUUUAAAUGGGGCAUCAGCAUAGCAAAUAUUGCCGACUUCUCUAAACCACCUGAAAAACUUUCAUAUCCUCAGCAAAUAGCGGUUACUGCCACUGGACUUAUAUGGUCACGCUACAGCACGGUAAUCACACCGAAAAACUGGAAUCUAUUUAGUGUAAACGUUGCAAUGGCUGCAACAGGCCUCUACCAACUGUCACGCAAAUUACAGCAUGAUUACUUUCCUGAUGCAGAAGCUGCUGCUGCAAAAGAAUGAUGACGAAAAUUUGCUUAACUUCUUUUUGCGCCCUGCAGUGUUGAAGCUACUUUGCCUUGCCUAAAAAUUAGUUCAACAUUUCAUUAUGUGAUUGAUGUUUUCAUUCCUUUGGGGCUUUGGAUGCUACAAUACGCUAUGAUGAAAUUGUAGGUGGUUGUUGACUAUUGUGCUUGCAAGGAUAUUAUGAACUGUCAAGUGAUCAAUUGACCAAUAAAGUCUUAUACAGAUGCCUCUAUUUA
Hevea brasiliensis (rubber tree) is the source of this 665-nucleotide messenger RNA. RefSeq names its product mitochondrial pyruvate carrier 4. NCBI's taxonomy places the organism in Eukaryota, Viridiplantae, Streptophyta, Magnoliopsida, Malpighiales, Euphorbiaceae. Gene Ontology annotation, cellular component: mitochondrial inner membrane. Gene Ontology annotation, biological process: pyruvate import into mitochondria. The record is from RefSeq and is a predicted model, not a curated record. Bases 100 to 426 code for a protein of 108 amino acids. The transcript is spliced from 5 exons.